CCACUGGAAAGAGGUUGCUCAUGUUUUGGUAAGAAUGUUUUAAAACUUGUUGAUCACUUAGUAUAUGUCUGUAUUCAGAAGAAGUUAUGCACCCAUCUUUAGCUACACAUUUGCAUUCAGAAUGUAAAGAAUUCAUCGAUGUAUUGAACAGCUGCCAUGACGAGCAUCCAUAUGGCAAAUUCUUUGGAAAAUGCAAUGAUGCAAAACUGAAAAUGAUGAAAUGCUUAGAAAAGGAGGACUUGAAAAGGCGCCAACAGAACAGAAUAAAAGCAAGAGAAAACGUAGAAAAAACCAUCAGAUUCAGAGAAUCGUUGAAAGAAUCAAAUGAACGUGUGUAAUGACUUUUUUCUCAUUUAUUUAUGUUUCUUUUAUCUUCUGAUGAUUUUUAUGAGUGACGUACCUUGAUAAAACUCCUUAGAAAUAUAUCAGAAUUCCUUUUAAUAUUGCAAAAGGAGGGGAUUUUCUUAUUGACUUUAUACUAAAACCUUUAAGUUAAAUUAAAGUUGUAUUAAAUAUAACUUUUAACAUAAACCUUUUUUAAACCCUUCAAAUAGUGGCAGACACCUGAGGCUGAGGGGGGUCACCCUCCUCCCCCCAAUAUUUUGGAGGACAUUGAGAUUUUGUCCUAAAACAAUGGGGAAAAGAGACAUCAUCUUAACAGAAUAAUAGGCUUGUCUCCAAUAUUUGACAAAGUGUCCGUCCCUCUUUUAAAACACCAUGAAACCUUUUUGAAUGUCGACAAAUCAAUUUUAAUGUAAUACAUCAAAAACCCAAGGAUUUAACAAAAAAGUGUGUCAUUUCUUUGUAAAACCUUUUUAGAUAUUUAUGUAUGAUAUGUGUUUUUUAUCAAAGUGUCACCUAGGAAAGCAGUUAAUAUGUACCUGAACUUUAAAUUCUAUACAUUUCUAAUGUUUUAUGAAAGAAUACCCUUAGUGUGGAGAAAGAGGCAGAUUAUUAGAUGAUUGCCCUCAAUAGCAACUGCUAUGUUAUUUGCAGGCUUUGUGUUUACAAACUGAAAGUAAUUAGAAGCCAAAAAGGUAGAAUAACAAUCAGUCUUCUAUCCUUUUUUCUUUAUAGUUUUUAUCCAUUUGGUAAGAUCAAAAAGGUCCAUAGCAAGGUGAACAAAAAGCCUUGAAGAUGCAAGCCGUUCUCUUCAUUUAUUCCUUAUCAUAUUUCUUUUGAAACAAUAGUGUUUUGUCACCUAGUUGAAA
Molecule: messenger RNA, 1211 nt
Organism: Rhopilema esculentum
Lineage: Eukaryota; Metazoa; Cnidaria; Scyphozoa; Rhizostomeae; Rhizostomatidae
Product: COX assembly mitochondrial protein 2 homolog
Cellular component (GO): mitochondrion
Source: RefSeq, a predicted model, not a curated record